This is a messenger RNA of Endocarpon pusillum Z07020, 447 nucleotides long. RefSeq lists its product as uncharacterized. The coding region runs from base 1 to 447 and encodes 148 amino acids. The transcript has 2 exons. The record is from RefSeq and is a predicted model, not a curated record. Lineage: Eukaryota; Fungi; Ascomycota; Eurotiomycetes; Verrucariales; Verrucariaceae.
AUGGCUGCUAGAGCCGCGGAGGCCAGGCGGAAGAGAGAAAAGAGUGUGGACAUCCAUGCAGAGCCAUUGAGCUCGACAGACGAGGAAGAGCUGGAGAAGACACCGGAGCCUACGCCGAGGUCGAAGAGGCUACUCAAUGGCAUGAAGCGCGAUGACGAAAAGAUCAAAAAGAACCAGCAAAGCCUGAAGGAGACCAAGGAGCUGGCAGAACUGGAGAGCAGAAAGAGCGCUGGAGCGAAGCAGGCGCGAAGGAAGAAGCUGCAGGACGAUCCGACGGAGCUGACACUCGUCCAUGGAGAGGAGAAAGCCACAAGUACAGGUACAGGGACAGGGACAGGGGCAGGGGCAGGGGAGCUCUCUGAAGACGAAGCAAAGUUCAUGUCGUGGGAGGACGAACGUGCGGCGAAAAGGAAGAGGGUCGGCUCUGCGAAGACGACGAGCUCAUGA